This is a messenger RNA of Hypanus sabinus (Atlantic stingray), 1098 nucleotides long. RefSeq lists its product as uncharacterized. The transcript is spliced from 8 exons. The record is from RefSeq and is a predicted model, not a curated record. Lineage: Eukaryota; Metazoa; Chordata; Chondrichthyes; Myliobatiformes; Dasyatidae. The coding region runs from base 1 to 1098 and encodes 365 amino acids.
AUGGCAUUGGAAAGGACAACUGCAAGCAGCCAUAACUUUACUAUUAAGGUGGUUCAUUACGAUGCCGCCCAUAAUAACGGACGGAAGAAACAGCAAAGCAAAGCUUAUUUCAAGGGCGUCACCAGCAGGUGGAGCUUUCCAGCACUGGGACAAAAGUGCAAACAAGACGACGACAAGCAACCGCAAAGUAGGAAAUCGAAAGGAGAACGGAAAGUACUGAAGAGGUUUUUACCCGGCGGAUCAUCGAGGGAAGAUGAUCGGGACACGGGAAGCAAGGUACCAAAGCAGGGUCAGACUGAAAGCAAUGUCCCAAUGGAAUGCAGUCCAGCCGCAGCGGAAGUGGAGCAAAAUCCAGAGUUCACAAUCUCUGACCUCCUGGCAGAGGGGGGCGAAUAUCGACUGUACCAACUGACAAAGUUCUAUCGAGACAGACUCAAACAAGCAAUUGAAGAAAAGGUUGAAAGACUCGGUUGGAUGUUGACAAAGGAGGGACAUUUCAGUAGAGAAGAGAAUGAGAAAGUCACUGAACUGACAGAGAAGGGAAACCGGACAGAGAGUUCCAUACUCUUCCUCAGUUUGGUGAUGGGCAAAGGAUCCCGGGUCCGGAGGGCGAUGUGGGAAUGCUUUGUGACAUGGAGGACUGAGUUACCGAAGCUGGACAGAAUACUGAGGGAAAUACAGGAACUCGGUCCUGAUCCACAGGAAUACAUGAACAUCGCCCAGGGGUUAUCUGAGUUACCCACUCAACUGAUAGAUGUUCAACAGAAACACAAGGAGACUCUGCGGGAACAAACUGAAACACUGAGAGUGAACACGAUCCUGAUGAGGGAGAAGGUGAAGGUUUUCCAGCUGGUUGAUCGAUACGCUGAGCUCACGGUCAUUUCUACUGUUCGAGAUCGGACACUGUUGGAACAUGAGCUGCUGGCAAGAGGCAGAGAACACGAGGAGUGGAGAGAGAACCAUCUCCGUGGAAAGCUGGAAAAAAUCCGGGCUGAUCAGUUGAUCCAGAGCAGCUUUUCCCGGAGUAUAUCCAAAUCUAGGAGUUCGGCAGCAGUGGCCGGAGUCGCGGGGAUCGGCAAAACAACAAUGCUCCAUUAA